GAGAAUGGCUGGGACCCCUGCUCCGGCCUCCCCGCGCCGCCAAGGGCCCUCCUUGCAGCCGCCUCCGCCCAGCCCUCUGGUCUCGCCCCGAAGGCCCAUCGAUAACUCUGCGCUCAGCGUCGGCCUCGAGCGACUCGCUCCGGCUCCUCCCGCCGUCCUGAGCCACGGCGGAGUGCGGCGCCGCGUGUAAGAUGCUCUGAUUGGUCCCCUGCCGCCCAGCUCCCGGGCCCUGUGCGGGCUCUCCUCGGCAGCCCCGCCAUGAACACCUCCCCGGGCACGGUGGGCAGCGACCCGGUCAUCCUGGCCACUGCCGGCUAUGACCACACGGUGCGGUUCUGGCAGGCCCACAGUGGGAUCUGCACCCGCACGGUGCAGCACCAGGACUCCCAGGUGAACGCGCUCGAGAUCACGCCAGACCGCAGCAUGAUCGCAGCCGCAGGUUACCAGCACAUCCGCAUGUACGACCUCAACUCCAACAACCCCAACCCCAUCAUCAGCUACGAUGGGGUUAACAAGAACAUCGCGUCUGUGGGCUUCCACGAGGAUGGCCGCUGGAUGUACACGGGUGGCGAGGACUGCACGGCCAGGAUCUGGGACCUCAGGUCCCGGAACCUGCAGUGCCAGCGCAUCUUCCAGGUGAACGCGCCCAUCAACUGUGUGUGCCUACACCCCAACCAGGCCGAGCUCAUUGUGGGAGACCAGAGUGGGGCCAUCCACAUCUGGGACUUGAAAACUGACCACAACGAGCAGCUCAUCCCGGAACCCGAGGUUUCCAUCACAUCCGCCCACAUCGACCCUGACGCCAGCUACAUGGCAGCAGUCAACAGCACUGGAAAUUGCUACGUCUGGAACCUGACUGGGGGCAUUGGCGACGAGGUGACACAGCUCAUCCCCAAGACCAAGAUUCCCGCACACACCCGCUACGCCCUACAGUGCCGCUUCAGCCCUGACUCCACGUGUGCUCCUGGCCACCUGCUCGGCGGACCAGACGUGCAAGAUCUGGAGGACGUCCAACUUCUCCCUGAUGACAGAGCUGAGCAUCAAGAGCAGCAACCCCGGGGAGUCAUCCCGUGGCUGGAUGUGGGGCUGUGCCUUCUCUGGGGACUCCCAGUACAUUGUCACGGCUUCUUCUGACAAUCUGGCCCGGCUCUGGUGCGUGGAAACUGGAGAGAUCAAGAGAGAGUACGGAGGCCACCAGAAGGCCGUUGUCUGCUUGGCCUUCAAUGACAGCGUGCUGGGCUAGCCCGUGCCCCUGGGACUGCAGGCGGCGCACUUACUGUCAGCCGGGACUGCCUGAUGCAGGCAGCACUCAGCUGCAGGUGCCUGGACAGCCCCCAGGUCCGAGAGAACCCCAUGGGCUAGCCUUUGAUGGCCAAGACCAAAUGGACCUUUGAGCUACCCUGGAGCCCCCCGGCCAGCCGUGACCUGCCAGGGCGGCCUGCCCUGGGGCACGCUCAACCCAGAGUUGCUUCUCUGGGUGUGACGGUUCAGAAGGCCUAGCCCAGGCCCGGCUCUAGAUGACUGGGCUGGGCUAGCCUGUCUCCAUCUGGGAAAUUCUGGCAAAAUCUGGGCCUGGAGCCACUGAAAAGGACCCAAGGCUGCCGGCCUAGCACCCAAGCCAGUGCUCCCCACUCCCAGCUGUUGCCUUGGGCCCCGAAGCCACAGAGAACACCACCGCAGCCGGGCGGAGGGCUUUAUUCAUCUCAGUUGACCUCUGUGGUGCGGGUGACGGGUGGCCAGCUGGUGGGGAUCAGGGCCGGGACUGGGGCUUUAAUCUGGUAGGUAAUAAAAGCAGACUGAUACGCA
Choloepus didactylus (southern two-toed sloth) is the source of this 1806-nucleotide messenger RNA. It is a transcript of the gene MLST8, whose product is annotated as MTOR associated protein, LST8 homolog. The coding region runs from base 259 to 1134 and encodes 291 amino acids. The transcript has 9 exons. NCBI's taxonomy places the organism in Eukaryota, Metazoa, Chordata, Mammalia, Pilosa, Megalonychidae. The record is from RefSeq and is a predicted model, not a curated record. Gene Ontology annotation, molecular function: protein binding. Gene Ontology annotation, biological process: regulation of actin cytoskeleton organization; TOR signaling. Gene Ontology annotation, cellular component: TORC2 complex; TORC1 complex.